CCAUUUUUUCUAUCCUGCGCGAAUCCGACCAUCGCCUUCCAUUUGCGACGCGCAACCUCGCCCUGAGCAGAGAGCACGAUUCCAUCCCUCAAUAUCGUCGCCGCCGCCGGAUCUCCCCAUCGAGGCUAGCAAAGCACGCCCUGUGACUUCCCCGGAUUAGAUUUGUCUGCGCCACCGGCCAAGGAGGGAUUAGGGAAAUCCCUACUUUUUUUUACGUUAAAUUAUUCCGUCUGACCCUAUGUUACCCGCGUCACUUAGGAGAGGAAGCACUGAUUUAGGAUUCCGUUGUUGGUCUUUGAUGAGGCCUAUGCAAGCAUCCGUGGAUUUACAUUUCCCCGAUCAUACUCUUUUAUUGCGGCAUUUUUCUUCACAGCUCGUUAAAACUAAUGGAAAUCGGGCUUACCUUGUAGACACGCUGGCUUUGGUUAGAAGAUUGGAGGCACAAGGGUUGCCAACUAAACAAGCUGAAGCUAUCACUUCAACUAUUACAGAAGUUUUGAAUGAUAGUUUAGAAAAUGUGGCACAGUCUUUUAUGUCAAAGUCUGAGAUGGAUAAGAUUGAGAUGGUUCAAGAAUCUAAUUUAUCAAAAUUCAAGUCUGAAAUGAAGAGCACACAGUAUUCAUUGUUUGGGCAUUGGAUCAGUAUCAGUACAUACUGGUACCACGAUCGCAAGGGUGCUAUGAGGUGGUGGAGGAUGCCACGACUUCGUGGCGACCCUCCCCGGGGAACACAGAGGGUGCCGCACCCCGCGUAA
Molecule: messenger RNA, 754 nt
Organism: Zingiber officinale
Lineage: Eukaryota; Viridiplantae; Streptophyta; Magnoliopsida; Zingiberales; Zingiberaceae
Exons: 4
Coding region: 239-754 (171 amino acids)
Cellular component (GO): mitochondrion
Source: RefSeq, a predicted model, not a curated record